This is a messenger RNA of Sycon ciliatum, 1535 nucleotides long. RefSeq names its product dihydrofolate reductase-like. NCBI's taxonomy places the organism in Eukaryota, Metazoa, Porifera, Calcarea, Leucosolenida, Sycettidae. The transcript has 6 exons. The record is from RefSeq and is a predicted model, not a curated record. Gene Ontology annotation, molecular function: dihydrofolate reductase activity; NADP binding. Gene Ontology annotation, cellular component: mitochondrion. The coding region runs from base 256 to 846 and encodes 196 amino acids. Gene Ontology annotation, biological process: folic acid metabolic process; dihydrofolate metabolic process; glycine biosynthetic process.
ACAUGUAGCUACGUAGGUCCUCGAAAUCAAGUCAGACUCAGGAGUAAGAGUCCUUUCACUGCCAUUCACUGAUUCAGCUAGGGAGGCCGUUGACGGCGUUGUGGCUUGGAAGACUGUUGCUCCUUCACUCCAGCCCCAUUACAUGAACUUUCUAGUUUCUUUGGCACAGUUUGAACGAAACCCAUCCAUCGUGUGUACGCAGCUCUCGAUACACUGGUUGCGUUGGUUCUGAUUUUUGCUGAUAUUUCAGCAGGCAUGGCUCUUCGGUCCUUCAGUAUUAUUGUGGCAGUUGACUCUCAAAUGGGUAUUGGCAAGGAUAACAAUCUACCCUGGAGACUUCCGAAGGAAAUGAAGCACUUUACCCGUACAACAUCGCACACUACCCGAGAAGGCUGCCAGAAUGCCGUCAUUAUGGGUCGCAAGUCGUGGGACGCCAUUCCGACAAAGUACCGGCCAUUGCCUAAUCGCCUCAAUAUUGUGCUUAGCCGUUCAUUGAAGCAGCAGCCAGAUGGUGCUCUCUUGUUCUCUAACCUUGGGGAAGCGUUGGCACACUUGGGAACGGACACGACCAGGCGGGAGAUAGAGAAUGUCUUCGUCAUCGGCGGUGGCCAACUGUAUGCUGAGGCAUUGAUGUCGGAAUACUGUCAGCGAGUGUACCUGACGCGCCUGAACAAGUGUUUUGACUGUGACGUGUCACUGCUCUCCACGGACGCCUGGCUGCCCCAGUAUGUAGUGUCCAGUGAUCCCAAUGUCGAUCAGGAGCUGCAAGAAGAGAAGGGUAUUCAGUAUCAGAUCCACGUGUACGACAGACAGCCCGUUGCUGCUGCCCCUGUAGCUGCCUCAUAGCUGCUGAUGACCAGCCACCAGAAUAGUACGUUGUAUUAAACUGCGCUUGUGUUGGUGUUUGUGUCCGGUUUAGUCAUGCUCGUGUUUCAUUGCCAUGUUAGUAGAGCGCAGAGCUUCUCUACUUUUUAUAUGGCUCCUCCGUGUUUGCAGCUACUUGUACAUGUGCUCCUUGUGUGUAGUAGCUAUUGGUGAUUGCCAGUACUCCGUUGAUCACUACUCAUGUGUGUUUAGAGGACACACACACACACACACACACACACACACACACACACACACACACACACACACACACACACACACACACACACACACACACACGCACACACAUGCACACAUGCAAUGUUACUCAGUUGAUCACUAGUCGUGUGUUUAGGGGACACACACACACACACACACACACACACACACACACACACACACACACACACACACACACACACACAUACUAGUACUAUAAUGCUCUCAGUUGAUCAUUUAUCACGUGUUUUGAGGUCGCGCACGUGUCGGAAAGUAUAAACAUUUCAAGGCGGUGCAUGUCAUGAAAAUUAAUAAUCACUGUUAUUAUAUAUCCUGUGUAAGCUUCUUUUGCAGCGCAGCUUCAUACCCUUGUUGAAAUUUUACUUUUUAAAUUUUUAUACUAGAAGUGAUGAUUUUUAUGUUACCUGAAAUUGUACACGACUACAAGCUGA